Messenger RNA from Symphalangus syndactylus (siamang), 1582 nucleotides. It is a transcript of the gene EVA1A, whose product is annotated as eva-1 homolog A, regulator of programmed cell death. The record is from RefSeq and is a predicted model, not a curated record. Lineage: Eukaryota; Metazoa; Chordata; Mammalia; Primates; Hylobatidae.
UGGCAGGGGCUUGGAGAGUCUGAGAAGCCAACUGGGGCCAAGCAAGUUUUAGAACCUCUACUGGCUGAUGCCAACAUCAUCAGAGAUGAACUGUUCUUACCAGAAACUUCUCUGCUCCUGACAGCACACCUCUCCCCAGAAGAGAAGAAGGAGAGUGGCCACGUUGAUUCAGCCAAGCACCUCCAGGAGGUCCCCUCUGGAUGUCCUAUGAGGCUGCCUCUCAGCCGCAGCCCAGAGCACAUGGAGAUGGCUUUGCUCAGCAACAUCCUAGCGGCCUAUUCCUUUGUCUCAGAAAAUCCUGAGCGAGCAGUUCUGUACUUUGUUUCUGGCGUGUGCAUUGGGCUGGUGCUGACCCUGGCUGCUUUGGUGAUAAGGAUCUCUUGCCACACAGACUGCAGGCGGCGUCCCGGGAAGAAGUUCCUGCAAGACAGAGAGAGCAGCAGCGACAGCAGCGACAGCGAGGACGGCAGCGAGGACACCGCGUCCGAUCUCUCCGUGCGGAGACACCGCCGCUUCGAGAGGACUUUGAACAAGAACGUGUUCACCUCCGCGGAGGAGCUGGAGCGCGCCCAGCGGCUGGAGGAGCGCGAGCGCAUCAUCAGGGAGAUCUGGAUGAAUGGCCAGCCCGAGGUGCCCGGGAACAGGAGCCUGAACCGCUACUAUUAGGGAGCAGCAGGACCCCGGAAACCACUGGAGGCCGCCUGGAAAGGAGAGCAUCUGCAGGGACAAUGGGCACAAGGAACUGAACCCAGCUCUGCUAAUAUUGUGAUUUCAGAGAAAAAGCAGGACAUGCCCCUUUUCUAGCCAGGAGGAUUGCUCCUUUUUGGCCAAAUGUAUGGAGAAGUAGAAAAAUCAAAGCAGUUCAUCAACCUUUCCUGGUCUUGGAAUGGUGCUGAAAAACCCUCUCCAAUACUGUGGAUGGAGAUUGGAGAAACGCGACUGUGGUUUCUCUUGAUUUCUGAGGAUCUCAGAAGUUUCAGCAGACUUCCUUGCUCUGUGUUAUUCCUUUGCAAAAGGAAAGAUCAUUAUAGCAUGAGGGCUGGGAAUAGCAGGGUGAACUUAACCCAGUAAAUGCAAUUUCCUAAAUGACUUCAUGCUAUGGAGGUGAUUCUGAUUCAAAUAGCAUGAUCCAUGCUUAUUAUUUAAGGCUGAUUUUUAAAAUCUUGUGUUGCAAGGGCAACCUCGUCCAUUUUAACUGGCACCUCAGGGAUUAAAAUCCUAUUUUUUAGUGUAGUUCCCACCUCAUUCAUGAAAAUGAAUAGAAUUAUUGUAUUAUGGGAGAUGUGUCAGUGAACUAGAAAAUGUCAAUAACCUCAAAGGAUGAAGGGUUUUUAUUUUACAUAGUUUAUAAAACAUAUAUUGACAUGCAUAUUUGAAAAUGCUGCAUAAAAAUAAAAGUGGUGUGUUUUCCCCCUCUUUGGAGACAAGAAAAUUUUAUUAUGACUCUAGAUAAUUGUGAUUUUAAACACUUCGUUUUUUUUUUUUUUUUUUUAAUUUGGAUUUCAAAGAAAAGAAUGGAAAUAAGAGGUAAGGAUUAAAGCCAAAAAGUUAGGAUGGGAAUAAAAAAAAAAGUUACAUAAAA